This is a messenger RNA of Pimephales promelas (fathead minnow), 5065 nucleotides long. RefSeq names its product roundabout homolog 2. Lineage: Eukaryota; Metazoa; Chordata; Actinopteri; Cypriniformes; Leuciscidae. Gene Ontology annotation, molecular function: protein binding. The record is from RefSeq and is a predicted model, not a curated record.
CCACGCGCUUCAUUCUGCAGAGCGCGCUGUCACACUCGACUCUCUCGAGCAUCUUAUUCAAACGGCAUGCAGUGAGCUGAAUGGGAGAACAGCUUCUGAAGUCUGUGCGAUAUUACAGCCAACUGACUGACAGAGGGAGUGAACAAAAUAGUUAGACAUCAGAGUCAUCAUGCAAUUCCUUAUACAAAGAUCCGCGCGUUUCAGAUCUGGCAUCACUGACUUUGUCGUAAUGCGCUGCUGUGAAUUUGUCCAAGAGAGCAGCUGAAGUGCUUUUCUCCGCUCUUGUUUUUUUUUUUACGAGUUUAAAAUGGUUUCGCUUGGCAUGUUCCAAUGAGAAUAUCUUUUUCUUUAGAAACUGUACUAAUGCCGUAGAUAACAGUGCAAGUCUUGGAAGCCGGACAAAUGGCUUUGGUUGUCAUAGGAACUCUGUUACUGAUGCUCUCUAACAUCUACAGCUCUUCAGGGUCCCGUCCACGUUUGGAGGAUGCUUCUCCCAGGAUAGUGGAGAAUCCCUCAGAUCUGAUCGUGUCAAAGGGUGAGCCAGCCACCCUGAACUGCAAGGCAGAGGGUCGGCCCAUGCCCACGGUGGAGUGGUAUAAAGACGGCGAGCACGUUGAAACUGAUAAGGACGACCCUCGCUCCCACCGCAUGCUGUUGCCAAGUGGCUCCCUUUUUUUCUUGCGCAUCGUUCACGGACGCCGCAGCAAACCCGACGAGGGUGUUUACACUUGCGUCGCCCGCAAUUACCUAGGAGAGGCUGUUAGCCGAAAUGCCUCGCUUGAAGUAGCCAUUCUCAGGGAUGAUUUUCGCCAGCCUCCCAAUGACGUGGUGGUGGCAGCCGGAGAGCCUGCUGUACUGGAGUGCGUCCCUCCCAGGGGUCACCCCGAGCCCACUGUUUUCUGGAAAAGGAACAAUGUUCGUGUCAAUGACAAGGACGGCAGGAUCUCUAUGCGUGGUGGUAAGCUGAUGAUUUCUCACACCCGGAAAAGUGACGCAGGCAUGUAUGUGUGUGUGGGCACCAAUAUGGUGGGCGAGAGAGACAGUGAUCCAGCCGAACUCGUUGUUUUUGAGAGGCCAGUGUUUAUCCGCAGACCUGUGAAUCAGAUCGUUUUGGCUGAGGAGAAUGUUGACUUCUUGUGCGAGGUCCAUGGAGACCCGGCUCCGACCGUCCGCUGGAAAAGAGACGAGGGAGAACUACCACGGGGGAGAUUUGAGAUCCGUGGUGACAACAGCCUUCAUCUGAUGAGGGUCAGAGCGGAGGACGAGGGCACUUACACGUGUGUCACCGAAAACAGCGUAGGCAAAACCGAAGCCUCCGCCGUGCUGCAGGUCCAUGUGGCUCCCCAGAUUAAUGUACGUCCCCUGGAUCAAGUCGCUGUUCAAGGACAGACUGUUCGUUUUCAGUGUGGCACCCAGGGAAACCCCCUUCCGGCUGUUUUCUGGCAGAAAGAAGGCAGUCAGAUGCUGCUUUUCCCCGGCCAACCUCCUUCCAAGUCGGGCCGUUAUUCUGUGUCCAUGAGCGGAGAGCUGUCCAUCUCUGAUGUUCACUCUGAGGACUCAGGCCACUAUAUCUGCCAGGCCAUCAGCGUGGCAGGAAGUGUCCUCGCCAAGGCUCUGCUGGAAGUGGAAGCUGGCCCAUCAGAUCUCGUCCCUCCAAUUAUCCGACAGGGUCCAGCCAACCAGACGCUCGCUUUAGGCUCCAGCGCCCUACUUCAGUGCCAUGUGAUGGGCAGCCCAAUCCCCAGCGUCAGGUGGGAGAAGGACGGCCAAAGCGUUCUGAGCGAUGACAUUCACAUUAGCCUAAUGGAAAACGGCACUUUACACAUCAGCGGUGUGAAGGAGACCGACUCAGGAACGUACACCUGUGUCGCAUCCAGUUCCACUGGUGAGACGAGUUGGAGUGGGACCGUGACAGUGAAAGCGACUGGAACGUCCUCUGUCCCGCGGGUCUCGCAGUCCCUGCAGCUGCCUGGUCCUCCGCAGAAACCUGUGGUAACAGAUGUGACCUCAAAUAGCGUCACUCUCACUUGGCAGCCCAACCCACAUGAGGGAGGAGCUGCUGUCACUUCCUACAUCAUCGAGGCUUUCAGUCAGUCAGUGGGCAGCACAUGGCAAACUGUAGCUGACCUUGUGAGGCAGGAGAAGCACACAGUGUCUGGGCUUUACCCCAAUACUGUGUACCUGUUCAUCAUCAGAGCGGUCAACUCCUACGGCCUGAGUGACCCGAGCCCCAUCUCAGAGCCCGUCCGAACACAAGAUGGCCCAGAUGGUCAGGGAAAAGACCAGGCACAUGUACAGAUUGAUUUAGGAGGGGUGAAGGUUCAUCUACAGACAUUGGAAGUCUUGAGCCCUUCCAGUGUUCAGAUCACAUGGACUCUUGACCGGCACCCUCGCUACAUUCAAGGCUAUAGGCUGUAUUACAGGCCUGUGGGGAGCGCAUGGAUGAUACAGGACAUAAAAGCAGGUUCCCCACACACUGCUGUCCUAACACAGCUGCACAGAGGAAAAGAAUACGAGCUCAAAAUGAGACCGUAUUACAAAGAGUUCCAGGGGAUUGACAGUGAAAUCGCAGUGGUUCGCACUCCUGAUGAAGUGCUCAUCGGCCCUCCUCAGGGAGUCAGUGUGGUGCAGUUAAGUAACAGUUCGACCGUGCGAGUGUCCUGGCUGCCUCCUCCCCCUGGUGUGCCGGAAGAACUCAUACUAGAGUACAGGGUGUGGUGUGUAGGAAACGAGUCUCAGCAGGUGGUCAACAGGAGCGUGGAUGGGGAUAUGCUGUGGGUGCUGUUGGACGGGCUGUUGCCUGAGUCAAUGUAUCGUAUACAGGUUGCAGCGGUGACAACUGCAGGAGAGGGCAUUCAUAGCCAACCUGUGUUCAUCUUCCUGAAAGUAGCAAUAGAUCAGUCCUUGUCAGUGGUGAAGGAUGAUAGUGUCAGCCUAUCCGAGCAGAUCACAGAGGUGGUCCGUCAGCCAGCCUUCAUCGCCGGGAUUGGUGUAUCGUCCUGGAUGGUUCUAAUGGCCUUUAGCGCCUGGAUCUACUGCAAACACAGAAGGAGCAAAGAGCUUGGACACUAUACUACUUCCUUUGCAUACACACCUGCAGUUGCACUCUCUCAUGGCGAUGGGUCAGAUCUUAUAAAUGGAAGGCCAUGUCUGCUGGAGUCUCACUUGGGUAGUUACCCUUGGCUGGCUGACUCGUGGCCCGCCAGCAACUUCUCUCGAAAUGGAAAAGAUUCAGUCAACUGCUGUGCAGGCAGACUUGAAUCCACAGAUCAAUACUAUAACACUUCAGGAUUAUCAAAUUAUCUGAAUCAGAAUGGGAAGUACAGCCCAGCAUCUAAUGAAGGCGACAUAUAUUGUACCAUCAACCCGAACGUUGCAGAUGGGCAUGACCUGUGCAGCCUGUACUCUCAAGGUCCAGACCCAUACACCAGCACACCUGUUCUCUCCAAAACUGACCUCUAUAGCAUGGAGCAGGACCUGGACCAGUGGAGCCUUCAGUCCAGCCACAGUGGAGCAGAAUAUGCAAAACUUCAGUACCCAAGAGGCGGAAAUGCCAAACUGACAAAGUCUCUGGGACAAACCUCCUCACCCCAAUGGUCUGAUGUGUUGUCCCAACAUGCAGCACAAAACAAGGAGGUUCAAAACACAGAAAAAACACACAGCCCUGAGAAGGAUGAAGAGUGGUGUCCUCCUCUGCCUGAGCGAACUUAUCUGAUCGAGGGUCUGGACGCAGCCACUUUGCCUUUGAGAGGAGAGGAAACCACCAGGGCCACAACCUACAGUCUGCAGUCCACAGCAACUCUCACACCCUCCCCCAGCGAGGAGCAAUCCCCGGCUAACCCACGCCUGCAGCAUCCAGACCUGCUGCCACGGAAAGCCCAGUGUACAUCCAGUGCACAGUUUGCUCUCUCCAACCCAAAGCCAUUAACCAAGACAGAGUCUCUUAUUGGCAGUGUUCCCCACCACAGCGGCCCUUGGAGAGACAUUGCAGAAAUGGAGGAACUAUUCUCCAACAACACAGGUGAAUAUACGUCAUUUACAUCAUCAAUUCAGAAGCCAAGGCCUAAGAAGAAAUCUCAGAGGGAUGGCCUUGUGAGACGAGAAGUGUUGAAACCAGGCAACCUGCCGCCUCCACCUGAGCCACCUCCUCUAACAGAGGACCCUCUCAAGCACCUGACAGACAUAGUGGAUAAUGGCGGGAGCAGGACGACCUCGCAGCACAGAGAGAGAAGAUCAGACCGCAGAACAGCUGCACAGUGGAGCACGGAAGAUGAAGAUUUAAUCCAGUAUUUCAAAGCAAACCUGUUGCCUAGCGGUCAGAUGUCCAGCCACUGUUCCCUCGUGAGAAGCUCUGCCUCUCCAUCCUCCGCAACCUUGCGUUCCUUGGGGGCAGGAAGGAGGAGAAAUGAGAACAUGAUAUGAGGAGAGGAAGUCAUCUUUGCGUCCUGUUGUUCACCGCUCUACAUGCAGUGUAUAUGCCUCCACGCUCUGGUCCCUCAUCCAUCUGGUUUUUGUCUAGGUAUUUUUUUAGAAAACGUUUUUUUAAAUGAUCCAUUGUUGUCCUACCUCUGUAUGUAUAUAUUUUUAAUGUUUGUUUGUGUCGGGGAAAAGCAUUCCGGAUGGUGUGCUAUUUUAUUUAUUAUUAUUUAUUGUAUUUAUUAGUUCAAAGAGAAAAUUAAAUGUUUAAAAAAAACUGUUUUAGAUGAAAACUAAAACACAAAUCUAAAUUUUAGAUGAACAUGAUGUUUGAAUGUAUCUGGUUCAUACAUGUAUGCCUCAAUGUCUACAUGUGAUAAAAAGCUGUUUCAACAUUUUUGUGAAAAAUAUAGGAUAUGUGAACAAACCAUGCAAUUAUACAUUAGUAAGCCUGUAGAAUACCAGAUGUUUCUUGUUGUAAAGCCUCACUAGGACUGUCACCUUAUUAUCCUGUGUUCACUGAAGGGUUUUUCUUUUCUCCUGAAAAAUGAUUUGCACCAUGUCAGACUGUUUUCCACAAAUGCAUCAAUCAUAUGCAGAUUGCAUACAAAACAAUAAAAUUCAUGUUCUAAGACAUGUUUUACAGUAC